Messenger RNA from Alternaria conjuncta, 1332 nucleotides. RefSeq lists its product as uncharacterized. The coding region runs from base 1 to 1332 and encodes 443 amino acids. Gene Ontology annotation, molecular function: chromatin binding. The transcript is spliced from 2 exons. NCBI's taxonomy places the organism in Eukaryota, Fungi, Ascomycota, Dothideomycetes, Pleosporales, Pleosporaceae. The record is from RefSeq and is a predicted model, not a curated record.
AUGGCACGUAAACGUAAAGUCGCAGACGAAAAACCCUCGUCCACUGGGUCAACGCCUCAACCCAAUUCUACAAUGGCACACGAGAAGCCCACGUCCAAUGGCUCAACGCCCCAACCCAACGGUGCAAAGAAACGAAAGAUUGACUGGUCGACGGUAGACAAAGAUCUCAGCUUCAAGAUUACAGCCGUCACUGUCAGGAAACACAAGAAGCCAAGCAAAUCAGCAAAAUCAAAGCAGGGCGCUGUAAAUGGCGGGCACGUCAGCGAGUUUGACGCGCCUUUGGACGCGGAAACCACGCAGCCAAAUCCAUAUUCCGAGACGCAACUACCUGAGCUACACGUCAAGAUAAAACCUGCGCUGUACUGGGAGGCUAUGCGGCGCUAUCGGAGGUUCACUGUGAACGGCGAGGAGUUCGAAGUAGGUCAGAUGAUCUUUGUGAAGAAGAGCGAAGAAGACAAGAUCGCAGAAGGUCCCGGUACGAUUGAGCAUUGGAUCGCCAAAGUUCUCGAAGUUCGCGGCGGAGAUCCCGAGCAUGUCUUUCUCAGAGUGUACUGGGCAUACCGGCCUGAGGACAUACCAGGUGGACGACAAGCGCAUCAUGGCGACAGCGAGCUGAUAGUCAGCAAUCACAUGGAUAUCAUCGACGCUCUGUCAGUGGAUUCAUCCGCAGACGUGGUGUAUUGGGACGACGACCCGGAAAGCCUCGACCUCAAGACAGAUCAGCUAUUUUUCCGCCAGAGCUACGACAUUACAAAGCGCGCCAACAGCCAAUUGAGCAAAAUGAAAACGUACUGCAUCGACAAGAAGCCUUGCAAUCCGGACGAGCUUCUUCUGCAAUGCCCACAAUGUUCAGAGUGGCUUCAUGCGGACUGUCUCAAGAAGCGAGCGCUCCAAGACGCAGCACCGCAAUUGAAGAAGCGGGGCCGGCCUAGCCAAGUUCAAGCCUCCACCACCUUGGAUGCAAGGAUCAAGGCGCAAGACAACAAGGCCCGCCUGACAAUAUUAGAGAGGCGCGGCGGGAAACCCAAACGCAAGUGGGACGUGGACAUACUGUGUCUUGUAUGCGGCGGGAUGGUAGAGGAAGCCAGCGACAAAGCAUACAAGGAAGUGCCUGAAACUGCAGGUUCUCAAUUCGGCUCCGAUAUUUCUGAAGACGACAAACACGACAUCAUACCCACGGCAUCUAUGGUUGCCAAACCGCCCGUCCAGGACGACGAUGCAGACUCCGUCAUGGGCGAUGCAGAGUCCGAUCAAGACGUCGAAGCCAAAGACCCACCAGGAAGCGAUGCUGAGAUCAAGGGUGAGACCGUCGAAACACCCUCCUCCGACUAG